AUGUCCGAUCUACAGCCUCACUAUAGACUCACAGAGGAGCAGAAGCGGCACUGGCUUGAUCAUGGCUUUCUCAAAGUGCCCCAAUGCUUUACUCGUGAAGCGGCAGCGGAAUUUACCUCGUCGGUUUGGACGCGUCUGGGAGUGUCUUCCACUGAUAAAACAACCUGGACCAAGGAGAAGGUGAACAUGCCCGGUCACACGAUGAUCAGCGUGGAGAGCUUUGCCCCCAAAGCUUGGGAUGCCAUCUGUGAGCUCGUUGGUGGAGCGGAGCGGGUAGCUGACUGGUGCAAACACUGGAAAGAUGCUUGGAUCGUGAAUAUGGGAAAGCCGGAAUAUAAUUCAGAGGAUAAUUUGGAUCUUCGAUCUUUGACAGAUUGGCACAAUGAUGGCGACUGGUUUGUUCAUUUCCUGGAUAGCCCCGAGCAAGCAUUGUUGGUUAUCCCACUGUUCAGCGAUAUACAGUACAAAGGUGGCGGAACGGCAAUUUGCACGGAUGGUAUUGGACUAGUGGCACAAUAUAUGUAUGACCACCCUGAGGGGACAUGGCCAUCUCUUGCCUCUCAUCAUGUUCCGAAUACCCCCAACAAGGAACCAAAUCUUUGGUAUAAAUGGGCGCAGUCUCCAACGGAUACGAGGGACAAUUCUUUUCAUGAGGCUACUGGAGAAGUGGGGGAUGUAUUUCUUCUCCAUCCAUUCAUGCUGCACUCGGCUUCUCGGAACCUGCGACGCGAUAUUCGAAUUAUCACCAACCCACCGGUGGCUCUGAAAGAGCCUUUCAAUUUCAACCGUGCAGAUGGUAAGUAUAGUCUGGUGGAGCAAAAGACCCUGAGAGAUUUGGGUCGGCCCGAGGGCCUUCCAGAAUGGAAGAUAACGGGCGCAAGGGAGCUGAUCACUCCUCACCGAAUAAAUAUUCAAGCACAGAUGGCCAGCGAGGAAUCGGAACGGUUGAAACGAUCAGGCGAACCUAUCACCAAGCUAGCUAGUGCUCAAUGUGUGGAGUACUAUCCGUCAUAA
Molecule: messenger RNA, 1014 nt
Organism: Penicillium nucicola
Lineage: Eukaryota; Fungi; Ascomycota; Eurotiomycetes; Eurotiales; Aspergillaceae
Exons: 3
Coding region: 1-1014 (337 amino acids)
Source: RefSeq, a predicted model, not a curated record